UUCAGGAAACUACAAGAGAAAUGAAAUUGCUUCUCUGAAGAACUAUCUUAGUUUUCAUAUCUUCUAAACUUAGUUACUCUGGCCAUUAAGAUCUCUGCAAACUUUAUUAAAAUGGGAGGCCAGAGUUACUUCAGGGCUCUGAUUAUUUUCCUUGUAGCAUUAAUUGGAUCAAGCCAUGCUCAAUUGCAACAAGGUUUCUAUGCUAGAAGAUGCCCUAAAGCUGAGCAAAUCGUUCUGAAGUAUGUUCAUGAGCAUAUCCCCCAUGUCCCAUCACUAGCAGCUGCACUCAUAAGACUGCAUUUCCAUGACUGUUUUGUCAGGGGCUGUGAUGCAUCAGUGCUUUUGAACUCAACAAAAACCAAUCUAGCUGAAAAGGACGCUCUCCCAAAUCUUACAGUCAGAGGCUUUGGAUUCAUUGACACAAUAAAGAGCAUUCUUGAAGCAGAAUGUCCUGGGGUAGUCUCUUGUGCUGAUAUAGUAGCUUUGACUGCCAGAGACUCUGUUCAUGCAAUUGGUGGACCUUAUUGGAAUGUUCCAACAGGAAGAAGGGAUGGGUUGAUUUCUAACGCACCUGAUGCUCGUGCCCUUCCUGCUCCAUUUCACAACCUUACCACCCUCAUAACAAUAUUUGCCAAUGUGGGACUUGAUGUAAAUGAUUUGGUCUUGCUUUCUGGUGCUCACACAAUUGGUAUUUCCCAUUGCUCAACAAUUUCAACUAGGUUGUACAAUUUUACUGGAAAGGGUGGACAAGACCCAGAUCUAGACAGUGAAUAUGCAACAAAUCUCAAAACCUUUAAGUGUAAGAACAUCAAUGAUCAAAAGACACUUAUUGAGAUGGACCCUGGAAGUCGCAAUACAUUUGAUCUUGGUUACUACAAACAAGUCCUGAAGAGACGGGGUUUGUUCGAAUCAGAUGCUGCAUUGCUGAAUAGCUCUGUUACAAGGUCUAUUAUCACUCAACAACUCCGGUCAACUCAGAAAUUUUUUCUUGGAUUUGCCAAGUCCAUGGAGAAAAUGGGCAGAAUUAAUGUCUUGACUGGGACUAAAGGAGAGAUCAGGAAGCAUUGUGCACUAGUAAAUAACUGAGCCUUUCUUGAUAAUUAUUCAUCCUCUAUGCAAUUUCUUACAACACAAUUCUUUUGGGUUUUGUUAUUUAUCUUAUGUUAGUGUGGUCUUGAUACAUGAGACUCCACACAAUGUGGUUGGUUUGUGAUUGGUUUGAUGGGAAAUCAUGUUCUUAUGGGAAUAAUAAAGCAGAAGUGAGAGGGAGAGAAAACUGUAAUUGAUGCACAGAUUGUUGGAAAUGUAUUAAUUUUCCUAUGAAUCAAAGAAGUGUUUAUUUAUUUA
Lotus japonicus is the source of this 1347-nucleotide messenger RNA. RefSeq names its product peroxidase 3-like. Lineage: Eukaryota; Viridiplantae; Streptophyta; Magnoliopsida; Fabales; Fabaceae. Gene Ontology annotation, cellular component: plant-type cell wall; plasmodesma. Gene Ontology annotation, molecular function: peroxidase activity; heme binding. The record is from RefSeq and is a predicted model, not a curated record. Bases 112 to 1086 code for a protein of 324 amino acids. Gene Ontology annotation, biological process: response to oxidative stress; hydrogen peroxide catabolic process. The transcript is spliced from 4 exons.